AUGACGCGCGGCAACCCAUAUGAAGACGCUGCAAGCGACUAUGGAGACCAAGACGUUGAUGAUGAGAAUCACCUGGCGGUGAACAUCCUGGUAUGUGACUUCAUCGUCCUCGAAUGCUGCCUCUCGGGGGUGAAGAUGCGCGAGCAAGGGAGUAGCAAGGUUGUCACUAGCUGGGCGAGGAUUGAGCAUGCGCUGAUAUUGAAUCGCUUCCUCUUCACGUCUAAGGGGCCUGAUGCGCCCAUAUCCGUGGAUCCUUUCCGGACGGUUGCAAAGGAGAUGAAGUUUCUCACCAAGAACAUUAGGCAGUUACUAGGUUCAGGACACCCUACACUGGAUACUGUUGCCAAAUACUACACCCAAAGCGAAGGAAAAUAUGUUAGACCUAUGCUGGUUCUCCUCAUGUCAAGAGCGACUGCGCUAGCACCCAAGGUUCAGAAUAGGAGUACGACUUACUCUGUAAACCAACCCAUCACGCGGCCGGACAUACUGGCGGACGAGAACCCCUCUGCGGGGAGCCCUUCCCUCACGGACCUUUCGCACGAUGCCGUGUAUACGACCGGAGACUCCGAUAUCCUUCCCUCGCAAAGGCGGCUGGCGGAGAUCACUGAGCUGAUACACACCGCUUCUUUACUUCAUGACGAUGUCAUUGACCACUCGGAAUCGCGACGUUCCGCUCCCUCAGCAAACAUUGCAUUCGGGAACAAAAUGGCCGUGCUGGCGGGAGAUUUCUUGCUCGGAAGGGCAUCCGUCGCGCUGGCGCGGUUACGCGACCCUGAAGUGACCGAGCUCCUGGCUACGGUCAUUGCGAAUUUAGUAGAGGGAGAGUUCAUGCAGCUCAAGAACACUGCGCGGGACGAGAAGAAUCCCAGCUGGACGGAGGACACGGUUGCGUAUUACCUGCAGAAGACGUACCUGAAGAGCGCGAGCUUGAUAAGUAAAAGCUGUCGUGCCGCUGCCAUCCUCGGUGGCAGCACGCCUGAGGUUGUUGAAGCGGCGUAUUUGUACGGGAAGAACAUCGGCCUGGCGUUCCAACUUGUGGAUGACAUGCUGGAUUACACGGUCUCUGAAGAGGAGCUCGGGAAGCCUGCUGGGGCGGAUUUGGAACUGGGACUUGCGACUGCACCCUUGUUGUUCGCUUGGAAAGACAACAACAGUCUCGGAAGGCUGGUGGGCAGGAAGUUCUCCGGAGAGGGUGACGUGCAGAAGGCCCGAGAAAUCGUAGCUUCCAGCACCGGCCUUGAGCAGACCCGCGCCCUCGCCCAAGAGUACGUCGACAAGGCUGUUGAAGCCAUCAGUGGCUUCCCCGAAAGUGACGCGAAGAACGGCCUCAUCGAGAUGUGCACCAAAGUGAUGAAGAGACGCAAGUGAGUAGGAAGACGAUGACUUGCGGCGUCACCUGAUAUCUGUCUGUAUAUUUUGUAAGAGUACCCCCUAUGCAUCGCAUCAGCAUAUAGAGCAUCGUCACUAUAACAAGGCGUUGUUGGAUGGCCUUCGCGCUGGUUUCAGCUGUGCCGUAGAGCUCCCACUCCUCGUCGGCGAGCAUGAGAAUCAGUAAGCUUCCGAUCCGGCUUUGUACAUGUAUUGUACAUAGACAUUUUGCUAUUUGGGAGGCAUAUCUGUAUUGACCGAAUGGAUUUAGCGUUUUCCACGCC
Messenger RNA from Westerdykella ornata, 1652 nucleotides. Its product is annotated as decaprenyl-diphosphate synthase subunit 1. Gene Ontology annotation, biological process: ubiquinone biosynthetic process; isoprenoid biosynthetic process. The coding region runs from base 1 to 1368 and encodes 455 amino acids. The record is from RefSeq and is a predicted model, not a curated record. Gene Ontology annotation, cellular component: transferase complex. The transcript is spliced from 3 exons. Gene Ontology annotation, molecular function: prenyltransferase activity. Lineage: Eukaryota; Fungi; Ascomycota; Dothideomycetes; Pleosporales; Sporormiaceae.